Messenger RNA from Drosophila novamexicana, 2091 nucleotides. Its product is annotated as glucose dehydrogenase [FAD, quinone]-like. The transcript has a single exon. Lineage: Eukaryota; Metazoa; Arthropoda; Insecta; Diptera; Drosophilidae. The record is from RefSeq and is a predicted model, not a curated record. The coding region runs from base 25 to 1884 and encodes 619 amino acids. Gene Ontology annotation, molecular function: flavin adenine dinucleotide binding; oxidoreductase activity, acting on CH-OH group of donors.
AACCUCAAGUGAAGUGCUAAGAAUAUGGCUAAAGUGUAUCAAUGCCAGCUAUUGGUGGGGCUAAUGCUCGGCAGCCUAGCUCUGAUCGCCGCCCAGAGCGAGAAUGUGCUCUUCGAGACGAUCAAUUUCCUGCGCCGCGGCCAAUCGGAUGUCGAGCUGGAGAACUAUGAUAAUACCAUUGAAAUGGAAAGCGAAUAUGAUUUUAUUGUGGUGGGCGCCGGCACAGCGGGCUGUGCUCUGGCCGCGCGUCUUUCCGAGAAUCCCAAGUGGAAAGUGCUGCUGCUGGAGGCGGGCGGACCGGAGCGUCUGGUCAUGGAUGUGCCCAUUGUGGCGCACUUUCUGCAGCUGGGCGAAAUGAACUGGAAGUAUCGCACCCAGCCCUCGGAUCACGCCUGCCUGGCAAUGAACAACAAUCGCUGCAAUUGGCCGCGCGGCAAGGUGAUGGGCGGCAGCUCCGUGCUCAAUUACAUGAUGUACACGCGCGGCAAUCGCCGUGACUAUGAUCGAUGGGAGGCGCUGGGCAAUCCCGGCUGGAGCUGGAAGGAUGUGCUGCCAUACUUUAAGAAAUACGAGGGCAGCAGCGUUCCAGAUGCAGAGGAGGACUUUGUGGGACGCGACGGACCGGUGAAAAUUAGCUAUGUGAACUGGCGCUCCAAGAUAUCGGAGGCCUUUGUCGAUGCCGCCCAACAGGACGGCCUGAAAUAUCGCGAUUAUAAUGGACGCAUUCAGAAUGGUGUCGCCUUUCUGCACACCACCACACGCAACUCGACACGCUGGAGCUCCAAUCGCGCUUACCUCUAUCCCCUCAAGGGCAAGCGUCAAAAUCUGCAUGUGAAGAAGAGGGCGCUGGUCACCAAGGUGCUCAUCGAUCCGCAAACAAAGACCGCCUAUGGCAUCAUGGUCCAGACCGACGGACGCAUGCAGAAGGUGCUCGCUCGCAAGGAGGUGAUUGUCUCGGCGGGCGCCAUCAACACGCCCCAGUUGCUGAUGCUGUCAGGCGUCGGUCCGGCCAAGCAUUUGCGCGAAGUGGGCAUAAAGCCGAUUGCGGAUCUGGCCGUGGGCUACAAUCUGCAGGAUCACACGGCGCCGGCGGUGACCUUUACAACGAAUGCCACUUCACUGAAAUUCGAAGACUUUGCCGAUCCCACCUGGCUGACUCGGUUCAAUCGGAGAGAAGGUCCGUAUGGUUCGCCCGGCGGCUGUGAGGCAAUUGCCUUCUGGGAUCUGGAUCAUGAACGCGACGAGGAUGGCUGGCCGGAUAUUGAGUUAUUCUUGGUGGGCGGUUCCAUGUCAUCCAAUCCAGCCAUAUCACGCGCCUUUGGCCUUAAGAAGUCCAUCUACGAUUCGCUGUUCGCCGAGAUUGAGGACAAGGCGCUGAAUGCCUUCAUGAUCUUCCCCAUGAUUUUGCGGCCCAAGAGUCGCGGUCGCAUCAUGCUCAAGAGCAGCGAUCCCUUCAAGUAUCCGCUGAUACAUGCCAACUACUUUGCCCAUCCGUACGAUGUGGACAUCUCGGUGCGUGGCCUGCUGAAGGCCAUCAGCCUGAUGGAGCAGCGGGGCAUGAAGGCCAUCGAUGGCAAGCUGUGGGAGCGCAAGAUACCCACCUGCAAGCAGCAUCCCUACAAGAGCUGGGCCUACUGGGCCUGCUAUGUGCGCCACUUCACCUUCACCAUUUACCAUUAUUCGGGCACCACCAAGAUGGGACCCAAAUCGGAUCGGGCGGCGGUUGUGGAUGCCCGCCUGCGUGUCCAUGGCAUACGCAAUUUGCGUGUCGCAGAUGCCAGCAUCAUGCCCGAGAUCAUGUCCGGACAUCCGAACGGACCCGUCUUUAUGAUCGCCGAGAAGGCCGCCGAUAUGAUCAAGCAGGAUUAUGGCUAUAUCAAAUAAUUCCCAGUGCAGUCAGCAUGCUCUAGUGUAGGUUUAGUUUCACAUCAGGUUUGAGCUCCGUUCCACAAGUUCCAGUUAGCUGCGAUUGAUCCCGUUCCUGAUCUUCGCUGGAUCCGGAAUAUUUUAGACGCCGAACGGGGCUUUAGUUAGAUCUUGCCCGCAUUCAAUCUCUGUUUGUCCUACAUAAUGAACUGAUUUUAAUCUAAG